Molecule: messenger RNA, 1923 nt
Organism: Adineta steineri
Lineage: Eukaryota; Metazoa; Rotifera; Eurotatoria; Adinetida; Adinetidae
Source: the annotation of a GenBank genome assembly
AUGACAGCAAGUGACCAUCUACAAGCCGAUCUUUUUGAUAAUCAACUAUCAUCAACUGUAUCAUGUAUAUCAUCGAAUGUUGGUUCAAUAACAGAUUUUCUUUUAACUUCAACACAUUCCACUAUAAAUAAUGACGAACAAGUAUUAGAAAAUAGUAACCGAGAAGAUAUAUCAAUAUGUGAAAAUGAACCAAUGAAUGAAUUAAAUAUAUCGGGUAAUAGAGAAAAACUAGGUCAUCGUCGUGUUGAUGAAAUAGGAAAUGUUACAUAUAAACGUGUUAUGGUUGAUGAUCUUAUGAAAUCAUUACAAAUAGGUCUUAAUUAUGUUAUUGGUAAACAUCAUCAACCUCAACGUCCAGUGCUUAUACAAGAUUUUCAACAAAUUGAAUAUCAAGAUUUUCCACCUGAAGGUUCAAAAUCAACACCAAAACAUCCAUAUAGUGAAUUUCGUUUAAAAACUUAUGCUCAAACCGCAUUUCGUUUUUUUCGUAAAUCAUUUGGAGUUGAUCCAUCUUCAUUCAUCUUAUCACUUUGUGCAAAAGAUUUACGAGAAUUACCAAAUCCAGGUGCAAGUGGUUCGAUAUUUUAUCUAACAUCUGAUGAUACAUAUAUUAUAAAAACAGUAUCAAAAAAAGAAGCACGAUUUUUACUUAGUCUUUUACCGGGUUAUUAUAUGAAUUUAACACAAAAUCCUUUUACACUUCUACCAAAAUUCUUUGGCCUUUAUUGUUAUCAAAGUUCAAAUAAAAAUAUUCGUUUUGUUAUUAUGAAUAACUUAGUACCAACAAAUGUUAAACUACAUGAAAAAUAUGAUUUAAAAGGUUCAAUCUAUAAACGAAAAGCAUCAGAUGAAGAACGUAAACGUGAUUUACCAACAUUAAAAGAUAAUGAUUUCAAAUGUUUACAUUCAUAUGGAUUAACACUCGAACCAUUUUUUUAUGAUCAAUUAAUGCAAACGAUCGAAGAUGAUGUUAGAGUUCUCGGUAGUUUUGGUAUUAUGGAUUAUUCGUUUCUAUUAGCUGCUCAUAAUAUAACUGAAACAAUGAAAUCAACACAUAAACUAUCGUUUGUACCAUCGAGAGAAUCAACAUCUUUAAAUGAACCAAUUUCAUCAGAUAUUAUAACGAAUAGAUUAUCAAGUAUUCAUGAAGAAAUAACAACAACAUCAACAGAUUCUGGUAUUACGAUGACAACAAUAUCUAAACUUCCAACAUAUAUUCAAUAUUUACGUGUUAUUGAAUUUAUUCGUACACAACAGGAAUCUUCAACAUUAAAUAUUGAACGUUCCUUAUCAAUUAAUCAUGAUGAAACAUCAAGUAUACAAACCGUUAAACCAGAAUUAUCACCAAUAUUAGAUAAACACUUCGAGCAAAUUUCUCAGUCAAAUGAAGAUCGAUCAAGUUCUACUAAUAUUACACGUCAAAUGAUAAAUAAAAGUCCAAUAAAUCAUAGUAAUAGUAUAUCAUCAUCGUUUCAUAUGGGUAAUGGUUUAAUAGGUGGAGAUGUUUGGUACAAUCGACAAAAUCUUUCUCGUCUUGCAAUGGCCGGUAUACCAGCUGUAAAUAAGAAUGGUGAUUUAUUAUUAUUAUAUGUCGGUAUUAUUGACAUUCUACAAAACUAUCGUCUUCGAAAGAAAUUAGAACAUGCAUUCAAAUCAACACUAGUAACUCGGGAAGAAAUAUCUGUUUGUAAUCCAAGUCAUUAUGGUGAUCGUUUUGUCAGAUUUCUUUCACAUAAAGUAUUCCGCAAAGGAGGUCCAAAUGGAAACACAGUACUAUCUGAUAGUCAUUCAAAUACAGAUCGAAAUACUGUGCAUAGUAGUAGAUUAUUAAAUUCAUCUUCAUUAUAUCAUUCUCAAUUGAGUGAUGAUGAUAAUUCAUCAAUAAUAAACAAUAAUAAUGAAAUGCAUAGUAUAAAAUCAUGA